Messenger RNA from Aspergillus caelatus, 1055 nucleotides. RefSeq lists its product as uncharacterized. The record is from RefSeq and is a predicted model, not a curated record. The transcript has 3 exons. NCBI's taxonomy places the organism in Eukaryota, Fungi, Ascomycota, Eurotiomycetes, Eurotiales, Aspergillaceae. Bases 70 to 669 code for a protein of 199 amino acids.
CCUCACUACUACCUUUCAAUACAAGAUCAAACAGAGACCAUCAACCUCUUUAUAAACCAGACAUUCAGGAUGAAGCUUUCCUCGACCUCUGCUCUUGUUGCACUUGUCGCCGGUGUCAACGGCGCCAGCAUUCCUCGGACCCAAGGUUCAGUUCCCAUCACUUUCAUCGGUGCGGCCGAUGCCCAGUUUACUCAGGACUUCCCAACAGACGGGUCGAGUGUUGCCAUUACCAACCCUCUGAGCAUCUCCCACAUCGCCUCCAGCACCAACGGCGUGUCAUGCGUUUUCGAUGGCAUUGACCACAGCGUCACUGUUGUUUCCGAUGCAGAGACUGUAGACGUUGGCCCUCCCCAGACACAGAUCUCGGGUGCAUGCGCCGUUGGCGAAGUGCCUCCCACCCAGCACGAGCGUCGGUCGUCUGAUAACCAGGAUGUGGUUAUCACUUUUGUUGGCGCAGCCAAUGCUCAGUUCACAUGGGUCUUCCCGACCACCGGAGUCGCUACUCAUAUCUCGAACCCCCUCAGCAUCUCUCACAUUGAAUCUCAUGCUCCGGGUGUUGAGUGCACCUUCACUGGCAUUGACAACAGCGUUACCACUGUCAGCGGUGUCCAGACUGUUGAUGUCGGUCCUCCCCAGACCCAGAUCUCUGGUGUCUGCCACCGCAACUGAAAGGAUAUUACUGGGAACUAAAUAUCUUUGCGGACUGUUCAGGGUCACACACAUGGACUAAAUACAGCGCUAAUCUUUGAACGACCCCAUUACUACUUUCCUUCUUCAACCUUCGAUUUACGAUUCGGAUAUCAUAAUAUUUAAAUCAUGGAAUGUUGUCUCUUCUUAUGUUACCUCUACAUAUACUUGUUUAUGUCUCUCCCUUUAAUGUGUUAUCUUAUUUUUGCCUUUGCUUUCCUUCCCUUUUGACAUCUUGUUGGUAGACCUCGAUGUGAUAAUGAUAUAGCCAAUCCUUAAUGGACAAUUAUUGGACGAUCUGUCUUAAGGUAUGAACGACUUAGCUGCAGAGUAAUACUUUUUCGAGCACUAGUGUGACUGCACAAGAC